This is a messenger RNA of Maylandia zebra (zebra mbuna), 4643 nucleotides long. Lineage: Eukaryota; Metazoa; Chordata; Actinopteri; Cichliformes; Cichlidae. The record is from RefSeq and is a predicted model, not a curated record.
AGGUUGUUGCAGUCUCACCCGCAGAGUUCACAGGUGACUGUGAAGCUGCUGCAGAUGUUGGUGAGGCUGAGGUGAAGUAUGAUGACGUAGAUGGAAACAUCUGGCUCCUUUUGUGUCACCUCAAGUGUGCGCCCGCCUCUCGCUGCAGUGUUGUUGUAGUUCACCUUCCGGCCAGCGGCGGCAGCACUGUUGGGUUCAGUUGGGACUCACCUGCUGUCUGGCUCUUCAUUUUUUUUUAAAAACAUUCUCCGGUUUUCAGUUCUCCUGGAGUCGGUGUGAGUGCUGCUGACAGACAGUGGCCCCCAGUAGGGUAGCGGUCUGUGGGGAGGAGGCGUCCAGUGAUACGUGGAGAGGUCCGGAGGAUGAUGAAGUUAAGCUGAGUGAUGCUGUGUGCAAAUGGAGAGGAGGCGGGGCUGCGGUGUAUCGAUCUAGCUGAUUCAAAGCGACCGAUCAGUGAAACAUCCGUCAGCGUGGAGCGCCGAGGCUUCUUUUCAGGUCACAAGGACAGAGGAAUGAGAGAAGACUCCUGAUGAUGGUGUGCCACGCUGGCUCAUCGUGUGAGGAUUCACUCCAGCCGGGCGACGGCGGCUUCAUGCGGCUCAUCUCAGAGGAAACCAACCAGGCUUCAGAAGCCUGAAGGAGACGCAUCAACACUGAGGAGGAGGAGAGCAUGAGGAGAUGAAUGGAGUGAAGGAGGAGCCUGAGGAAACAGGAGAGGACUGUCAGCAGCUCCCUGCUCAAGGGGCGGGGCUCGAUCCAGGUGUGCAGAGUCUCUCUGUACCAGAUGAACCGGCUUCAGACAGCGCUCACCGGUCAAAGCGCCGCCACCGGUGCUCGGUAUGCGGCCGGGAGUUUUCGCGUCCCUCCCGCCUGGUCGAUCACAUGACCGCCCACACGGGCGAGAAGCCGUAUAGCUGCUCGCUGUGCAGCAAACGCUUCACAAAGAAGAUAAACGUGGCGGUCCACCAGCGGGUUCACACCGGAGAGAAGCCGUAUUCCUGCCCCGACUGCGGUGUCAGCUACGCCCAGCUCAGCUGCCUGCGGCGUCACCGGCUCGGCCACGCCGCAGAGAAACCCCACUGCUGCUCGGUGUGCGGGAGAGGAUUCGUCCAGCGGCGCCACCUCGUCCAGCACGAGCGCACUCACACUGGAGAAAGGCCGUUCCUCUGCUCGCUGUGCCCCAAGAGCUUCGCCUCCAGGACGGGGCUCGUCGACCACCAGAAAACCCACACGGGACAGAACCUGUACUCCUGCUCCGUCUGCGAGAAGGUUUUCUCCACGGCGUCGUCCUUCAGGGAUCACGUGAGGCUGCACACGGGGCAGCAGCCGCACCCCUGCUCGCUGUGCGGCAAGAGCUUCAACAGGCCGGGUCUGCUGAGGAAACACCUGCAGAAGCACGCCGAGCAGAUCCAGGUGGUCAAAGUCGAAGGUGUCGACGGAGAGGGGGAGAUGAAUCUUCACUGCUUCCUGUGUCAGAAGGACUUCUUGUCUGUGGAGAAGCUGCUGCAGCACCGGCAGCUCCACCAGAGGGCGCAGCAGUUCACCUGUGGCGUCUGCGGCCGAGAGUUCGGCCGAGCGUCGCGGCUGAAGGAGCACAUGCGCUCUCACACCGGAGAGAGGCCGUACCAGUGCGACGUCUGCAUGAAGCGCUUCUCUGUGCUCAGAGUGCUGAGGAAGCAUCAGGAGAUCCACGGCAGGGAAGAGUGCAGCACCGCCGCCGCUGACGACCAAUCACAGCCUUCAGACCAGCCGAAAACGGGUGAAUCGCUCAGCGGGAUGAAAGUGGAGAACGGGAACGCAGACUCGGCGACCGACGGGAGCACCGAUACUCCGAAGGAAAGCUCCUCCCACAGCUGCCUCAGCUGUGGGAGGAGCUUCCCGGGGAUGUCGGCUCUCUUGGAGCACGCCAAGGUCCACGACUCGGAGAAGCCGCACCGCUGCCCGGUAUGCGCGAAGAUCCUCAGCAGCGCGGCCACCCUGCGAGUGCACAGGAAGACCCACAUGGCCGACAAGCCGCACGCCUGCAGCAUCUGCCCCCGGAGCUUCCUGAAGCCCUGCCUGCUGCGCCAGCACAUGAGGACCCACAUCAGGGACGGGCUCAUCGCCGACCCCGCCGACAAGGUGUUCUGGUUCGACAUGAAGAUCGAGGGCGGGAAGGUGGAGCUGGGGAUGAAGAAGAAGGAGGAGGUGGAUGAAGGCGUGAAUGAGCAGACCUCCGUAGAUGUUUUCACCGGAGUUGAGCCCUCUGUUAACAAACCCCGCCCCACUGAGGGGCGGGGCAACAGCGAGGAGCAUAAAGAGCCAGACGUGAGCGGGCUGAUAAACUCUGAUGGUGAGGAAGAGGACUGGAGGCCAGCGCGCGGCAACCCUGACGGGCCCACAGACCCUGACGGGCCCACAGACCCUGACGGAUCCACAGACCCUGACGGGCCCACAGUUCCUGAUGUACCUUUACACCCUGAUGGAUCCUUAGAUCGCGAUGGGCCCACAAGUCCUCGCGGACCCUUGAAUCCACAGGCCGACAGUGGGGCUGAUGGGAAAUCACGGCACUGCUGCCCCGUCUGCGGGCGCGACUGUUUCAAAGCGUCGGCGCUGCAGAAGCACCUGCGGAUCCACUCGGGCGAGCGUCCCUUUCAGUGCCCCACCUGCAGGAAGAGCUUCAUCCAGCACGUGCACAUGACAGAGCACCAGAGGAUCCACACGGGAGAGAGACCCUACACCUGCAGCAUCUGCAGCAAGAGCUUCACCUUCUCCAGCGCGCUGCGCCGGCACCAGCGUCUGCACACCGACGCCCGGCCGUAUCAGUGCCCCAUCUGUCCCAAGACCUUCAAGCAGCGCAGCUCGCUCAAAGAGCACCAGCUGACGCACUCGGGCGUCCGCUACCAGUGCCCGCUGUGCAGCAAGAGCUUCAGCCGCGCCCUCGAGCUCACCUACCACGUGGACGUGCACUCGGAGGCUCGGCCGUACUUCUGCGACAUCUGCCAGAAGAACCUGAGCGGAGCCCGAGUCUUCAGGAAGCACAUGAAGAAGCACGAGCUGCAGCCAGCCGGGCUGAGGGAGGCCGGGACCUCCUCGACCAAUGAGAGUCUCUGAAAGCGGUGAGAGAGGGAGGCCCGUGCUGGGAAAACCAGUGUGGACAAAAGUCAGCGAGUAACCAGUGAAACCAGUGUGAGUUCAGCCUCAGAUAUUAGAAGGACUUCAGAGGACGCGCUCAGUUAAAUCUGCGUUAAAGGAAAGGUUCUGAGAUGCUGUUAGCCCCGCCUCAGCUCACUUCCUGUUGCAGCUGUCAUUACAUUCCUGUCGUGGACGCAGUGAAGAAACAGGAAGAAGCAUGAGCCUUCAGCCUGUAUGCUAAGCUAGGCUAACAGCAUCCCAAGUAACAGAACGAAUCUCUGCCUCCAAACGAGCCACCGGUCCACGAUCCGGCCGGCUGAUUGGACCACACUGACCCUUUAACCAAAGUGCUUUUGGUGCCUGAACCACAGACGCGUGUCCGGAUGUGACCCCUGAACUUUGCUGACAGCUUCUCAUUUGGAGGUCACGUGUUUCAAACGAGAGGCGUGGUCACGAAGGGUUUUUCAAACUUUUAGUGCUCGUUGAAUAUUUGGUGCUACACAUCAGCAGCCCUGGUUCUGAUUUCAUUUCUAUAGAGGUAAAACAGCUGAUACACGAAGGUCAAAGGUCAGCUACACAGAGGCCUUCGUGCUGUUGUAGAGUCUGAACUAAAAAACUGUCCCUGGACCAGUUUGUACACUUUUAAAGUCACCACGUCUUUAAAGCCUCUGAGCUCACCUGAACCUGAACCUGAGUUUGUUUCCGGAGCUCGAGCAGCUGCGUGUUCCUGCAGAACCACAGAUUCCUCCACUACAACCAGGAAACACUAAAAGACGAGUGCUGAACGCUCCAACACUUCAUCGCAUCCUGAGGAAAGAUCUGUGGAAUUAUGUCAACAACAGAAAUAUUCCCGUCACACGACUGAUAUUUUUCUACCAGCAGGUGGCAGUACGCCUCUAUGAACUCUAUGAAGUUUUAUAUCUACACUCACUGCCCACUUUAUUAGGUACAGCUGCUGAGUUUACAGAGUACAGAUCUCUGGAAGAAACUGCUCGGGUGGUGCCCCAGAUCAGAGGAGAAUGACCAAACUUAUAUAACUUAUUAUAACAAAGGUAUGCAGAAGAGCGCCUCUGAGCACAUCACACCCUGAAGCAGAUGAGCUACAGAAUAUCUGCCACAACAUCCAGGAUCUCUCUGUCGGGAGGGCGUGAUGGUUUCUUGGCACGUCCGUGACAAGUUCACCGUCCUCCAAACGCCUCCACAGUCACCACAUGUCAUGGAUGCGGUCCACAGCUCUGCAGUAAGUCUGUGAUGGUGUCACGUCAACACGGAGAGUCUCUGAGGAAUGCUUCCAGAACCUCGUCGAUGCUGGGAAGAAGAAACAGGGUCCAGUCCUGUACUGGCAAGGUGUAGCUAAUAAAGUGGCUGCUGGGUAUGAUUUAUCUUCUCUUGUUACAGCAGCUCAAGUUAAAUACAACAACGUGUAACAGGGAGCUUAAAUGAGUGGGAUUAUGUGGCGAUCGUGGCUCAAGAGUUGGGAGUUCGCCUUGUAAUCGGAAGGUUGCCGGUUCGAGCCCCGGCUCGGACAG